GCUCGCAUCGUCAGUUUUCGUGUGCGUAAUCGUGUUCGCGAGAAUCAUAUAUAUCGGCCGCAAGAAGAAUUUAAGUCGCGCAAACGGCACGACCUGGUACGCGCGAGACAACAGCAAUGAGCUGGCACAAAUUGCUGCUUCAACAUUGGCUCAACGCGAGGCAACGUCAGCAUGGUGCAAAACACACAACGAAAAAACGCGAUCCUCGAUCCCGUUGAUUUAUUAUUCGAUCGACGAAGCGUAUGUGCGAACGAUGGGAGCCCGUUUUGCGUCUUCGAUUUGAUAUAUUAUAGCACCGAUUAGUGGAAAACGUAGAUUGUAUAAUUUCUGCAAAAGUGGAAACACCGCAGUUGCACUGUCAAGACACCAACAAUACUUGCAAGAAAUAUAGGUCUUAAAGAAUUCAAGUGCUGCGACAGUGCAGAAGGGCUCUAUGUGCUCCACCAAGACUUGGGCGAAUGGUACAUUAAUUUCCGAGAGCUUGCUACUGUGGUAUCGUGAGAAGUGCAUCCAGACAGUGUAUAAUCCAGGAAUACAGCAAUAUGCUCAACGAAAUCAAGGCGGCGGUGGUGUUCCUAGUAAACCUGAUCGAAAAAAGCGAAAAAUUUAGUCCCGAUCAAUUGGAAUGCUUCAAGCGGCAUCUGGUUGAAUUGCUAACGGAACGUUUUAAGAACCAUUGGUUUCCGGACAAGCCGUUCAAGGGCCAGGGAUAUCGUUGCAUACGCGUAAAUGGCCACAAUCGUCGGGACGCUACCUUAGAGAGCGCCGCGAACGCCGCUGGAGUCAAAUAUGAGGAUCUAAAACUGCCGGUUGAGUUAACAAUAUGGGUUGAUCCCAAUGAGGUCUGUUGCCGAUUUGGCGAAAGCAAGGGUUCGUACUGUACGCUGGCGUCUUUUGACGACAAGGAGAACACCUUACCUAUUUUUCAAAACGAACAAAACGAAAAUACAGACAAAGGGAACAAACAAGCUCAUAUGGGGCCUACCAAGAUACAGAAAUCCCCUUUAACCGCUAAUACAGAACAACAGCAGUCGAAAUCAAAACCAUUAAGCACCGCUAAUCAAAAUCAACAGUAUAGCAGUAAUACAAGUACAGGUAGAAGGCGUAAUUUGAACAGUCCUAGACUGCAUGUGAACCGAAACCGUUCAUGGUUCGGUCACUCCUUUAGCAUGGGUUAUGGUCCUCAUCCAAUCAGCCAAACCUGGUAUAACAUAAUGCCACCGCAUUUUCUCGGCGGUCCUUCCCCACCACCGUUCAUGGGACAUCGAGGAAAUAAGUGGAUGCAUCCGCCCUCUUACCCCGCAGGACCUGCUCGUUUUCAUCACUGGUCUCCCAAAGCUGCUCUUAAGGUAUAAAAACAUCGCUAAAACAAAAAACAAAAAAAAAAAAAAAGAAAAACAAAAACAAACAGUUAAGAAACCUGUUUCUUCUUCAAGAAAAAAUCGACAAACGAAGAAGCUAAGUAAUCGAAGCUUGUUUCGUGAAAAAUGCACAUUGUUGCUUUAGCUCAAGAUAAAAUCAUUACAAUUGUACAUUCAUAUAGAAACAAAAUUUUCAUAUGGUUAAUGAAUUGUAUAUUUUUAAAAAUAUUUUCGACAUAUAUAUAUUGCGU
Pseudomyrmex gracilis is the source of this 1612-nucleotide messenger RNA. RefSeq names its product maternal B9.15 protein-like. Lineage: Eukaryota; Metazoa; Arthropoda; Insecta; Hymenoptera; Formicidae. Gene Ontology annotation, biological process: negative regulation of cell population proliferation; negative regulation of mitotic cell cycle. Bases 543 to 1355 code for a protein of 270 amino acids. The transcript has 3 exons. Gene Ontology annotation, cellular component: cytoplasm; nucleus. The record is from RefSeq and is a predicted model, not a curated record.